CUGUCUGGUUUUAGUAGCACUUGUUACCGGAACGGCAUUUAGCGUCGCUUGUUUUUUUUUUUUUUUUUUUAAUUGUUUCACGGUAAAACAGGUCAAGGUACGAUACCGUACAUUUACGGUACUGGGUGCUUCCAUAAUUCAUUCGAAAUCUUACUAGCUUUUUCGUAAUUUUCGUCGGACGUGGAUCUUGUAGACUUGGACAGUGGAUCAGCUAGAGCUCUUAGACUUGCAGCAACAACAUCACCACCAGCAACAGCAGCAACACCUUCACCAUCAGCAGCAGCAACAGAGUGGGGCACAGCAUUUCAUGACUGAGAUUGACAAGAAGCCUGUCAUCCUCGUGGUCCCCAGUAUCCCCGGACCAUCGUCGUCUUCCUCAUCUACCUACUCGUCCAAGAUGGCAGCAACUCCUAUGAACGUGUCCUCAGCGGGAGCAGGGGCUGGUCGCAUCUUGAGUGGACAGCCCAUGCAUAUGGGCGGGGGCAGUGGCAGCGGAGGAGGGGGUAAUCCUCAGAUGAUGCCGGGCCAGGAGAUACCCACCAACUUGAUGGUGAAGCAAGGUCAUUCGUCUUCUGCUCAACCAGCAUUUGCUGGAGGUAGGACACAUGUGCAUGCGUCAAAAACCAAAGGACCCUUGAAUGCCGCAGCAGUCAUCCAGCAACUCCAGCAACAGAGACCUACAGCACCCCAGAGCAAGUACGCCGAGCUGCUGGCAGUCAUCGAGGACAUGGGGAGGGAUAUCAGACCAACCUAUGCUGGUAGUAGGACAGCUACAGAGAGGUUAAGAAGAGGUAUCACGCAUGCGAAGGCCCUUGUGAGGGAGUGUUUAGCAGAGACUGAACGCAGUGCAAGAACAUGAUCAUCCUUCCGUGUGAACAUUCCAUGCCAACUUGACGCAGCGCACCUCGGACCUUACCAAGGUUAAACCUUAUCCUGCAUGCAAUAUGAGCUGGUGCUAUCUGAACAUGGUACAUUAUAUAUAUCUCGCCAUGAUACCCCAUUAAAACUGAACAUGUGGGACCGAACGUAAGCAUGAAGGAUAAAAUAGGCACCCUCUUUGGUGGGUGUUAAUGCAUUUUUGUUAGUAUAUAUACAGAGGUUGUAAAUUAUGCUCUGCUGUAAAUGUAAAGGCACUUCCUGUCAGUUCUUAUCAGCUUAGCUUUUCAGAAUUUCAGUUGAUAAACUUGCCAGUGUCGACUUGUUGAGGACCGGUCAUGUCUGCGACAGUUUGUGUUUCAAGUCUGCUUGAAUGUAGAUUUGAAUAUUUCCCAGAUGACUAAAAUAAAAUUAGAUAAAAUUGAAUAGUUACUCUUCCAUUCUGCACAGUGUUCAUAAGUAAGCCCAUCAUCUAUUAAAAGGUAUUAAAGAAAAAUAAUGAUUUUUUCCAAAUCAUGCAGCUAGCCUUGGACCAGAAUGGUUGAAUCCCCCAGUCUCUUAUUGUUACCCAGAUAAUGUGUUUGAAUGUAACUCUUUCUUGGCAAGAAUUAGUCUGAUGAACCUUGAUCUACUUUUAGUUGAUUCUGGGAAAAAGAGGUAUUUAAAAAAUAAGUUUGUACUGGAAAGGUAAAAAAUUAAGACAUAGCCAUAGUGUGCUGGUAUAGGGUUUUGAGGGUUUGACUUUUCCUAGAUUCAUACCAAUACCUUAGGGCUCCCAAUCCUUUCUUUGAAUGGCAUGCCGUCGUUUGACCGUAUUUACAUUGGAAAUAGCUGCGCUCCAUUGAAUUCCACACCUGUGGGGGCUCUCUUCUCCAAUUUUCUAGGGGAAAAGAGUUCUCUGGGACCAGAAAGAUUAUAAGAUUAGAAGGGGAGAUCUUGAAGGCGUAGGGAGUUCCCCUCCACCCCGCUGUCAGUGUGACUGUGAACAGCAAGAUAUUUAUAUUGGGUUAUAAUGCUGCAUAUAUACAGGUUAAUUGGCUGGAGACACAGGCUCAUUAGAUAAUUGAUACUUGUUGGUGUGUUGAUGAAUUUGAACACGCUGCGAUGCGGAGCAAUUGUCCGCUUUGGUUCCAAGCCAAGAUGCACUCAGUAAGGCUGGCCGACUUGGCUGGAAAGUUGAGUUUAACCAGCCAGACCUCAGGUGCUGUGGAGCAUUGCCAGUAAAUGCUGCAUGAUAGAAUGAAAUGUGCUUCACUCGGAGGAAAGUGUCAGGAUCGGGAUGCUCUCCCUCAAAAUUAUGAAUUCUUAUUGCAUUGUUUUUGGUUUGUUUUCAAUGUACAUUGCUAAAGCAAAAAAAAAAUGGAAUUAAUGAGAUGACAUAAUUGAAGGGAUGUAGCAAGAAACUUUUGUAAUUGAUCGUAAAUUUUGAAAGAUAUUUUGUAAUUGAUUUAUACCUUCUUUUCCAUGGAGACCAGCAAUCAACUGGAAAUUUGUAAUUAAUACACGGCAAGACUUUGCAGUUAGUCGCAAGUUUCUUGCUAUGCCCCCUCAAGCUCUUUCUAAUCUUGGUAGUAGUAAAACUUAAAAGCACGUCAAAAAUUCAACUUUGAAAUGUGAUGCAUUUGUUGUGAUAGGCGAGUUUCAUUAAUUGUUAAUUUUUUUUUAAUCAUCAACUGUUAAUUACCUGAUGAUGUUACAGUAUGCAUCCCAUGACUUGCUACAGAAUGGUAGGAUUGCACGAGAUUCAUGCUCAUGAAAUUACAUAAGGAAUGGAUGUUAGUAUCUUGUUCUUCGAUGGGAACUGUUCCUUUUGCUACAGCCUCACCCACAAAGCGGACUCUUAACCGACCCAUGGCAUGUCACGGUAAGCGACAUUCUAGCUUUGCUUGGUCCAGAGUUUGUUUCGUCAGUGUGACUGUGGUAUGAGAGUGAUGGUGAUGAUUAGGAUCAUUUACUCGAGGAGGAGACAUUUUACUUAUCUGUGAAGAGACUCAAGAGAGGAGGUUUGGAGAGUGUUUGAACCAUGGGGCAUGCAUUCUGAACUCGGGGCUUGAUUUAAACUCUGGGCCCCCGUAACACAAAGGUUCGCGAUUAAUCGCUAAUAACACUGCCUAAAGAUCAAGAUCAUCGUUGCAUGCGCAUUUUGCUCAGUAGACUGACGAGGAACCAAUCAGAAUUGUUCUUUCAAACUAGCGAUUGAUCGCUAACCUUUGUGUUACAGGGCCCCGAUCUAAAAUUGUGGUUUAAGAUUAAGUAUGGAUAGCCAGUUGUUAUACAAAUUUGUAACAGAACAGGUUCAGUGUAUCAGCUUAUUUGACAUUUAAAUCAUGAAUGACUGUCUGGGAAAGAGAAAGGCCAGAGAAAACAAAAGCACCAGACAAUGUUCACUAGCAUAUUCUCACAUUUUCAGCUGCCCAUAAAUGUAGCACAGACAAACAGAGUGUUGCAAGAAACUUGCAGUUUAUCGCAAGAUCAUUUUAGGAACACAAAUCAAUUGAAUGGCACCCUUUUUUUUUGCGAUUGACUGUCUGCUCAUUGCAUUAGUACCAGCUGGUUUGCUUUAGUUAAAAUUGAUCUGUCACUUGUAAAUUCGCAUCUGAAAUUUGCAUUUGAUUGUAAAUAUUUUUUUGCAACACCCUUUAAAACCAUUGUAAUAAGGCUUCCUCUUUAGAAUAACAAUGUUUCUUUUAAAGACAUCACCAGGUUUUGUUGAUAGUUUUUUUUUUCUUUUUUACGAAUUGCACUAUUUCAAAACAGGUGUUGGCAUGUUUUGGCAAAUUCAACUUGUUAUUUUGCUAGGUGCCAAGUUCAUACAUGUAUUUCAUAACUCUCCUUACCAGAGUUACGAGACCAAGUUCCUGAAAUUUUGUGUUUUUAAGUUUCAUACAUCCCCCUAACAAGCUAUAGAUGUCAUUAAUUUCAUCUGAAUUUGUGAGUUAUUUAUUUAUUGGAAAGAGUAUGAUGUCUUUUUUGAUAAACUUCAUAGUUUCUUAGUGUGGAUAUACCCCUAAAUGUUUGGGGGUAAAGUAGAAUGUAGCGCAGCACUUUUCUGUUUGUAGGUAUGUGGAUUCUCGUAAGUAGUGUUCAGAAUAAUAGUGUAUACAGUAGUUAAUUCAUUAUCAUAAAUGUUAUUGAUGAAUGAUCAGAUAACUUUGUAUUAAAUAAUUUCUUUUUCAAUCAAGUAAAGUACUACUGUAAUGGAUGAAUUUCUCUAUUGCAAAUAGAGAUGAUAAUUGGUAGUAUUUAGAAAUGAGGCUUUUCAUUUUUUGAUUAAUAUUAAUGUUGAUUAUGUGAUUUCAUAGCAGUCAUUUGUUCUCAUAUAUGAUUAAUAUAUGUGUUUGUGAAUUCAUCUUCGGAGGUAUUUAAUACAGGGGAUGGAGUUCAUGAGAAAUGUGAAUGUAUCUCUUAAUUUCUUAAAUAUACAAUGUAUGAGAAAAUUUAAAUGUAUAUUUCAUUAAUUUUGCAAGAGUAAUUUUGACUUUGCAAUUGUGUACACAUUUAAAUGUUGGGGGUAGUUGUCCUCCAUCCACCCUCUCCUAUUAUAAACAACUCUUAAACUAAAGUACGCUCCAGAUUGUUUUAUGAAAUAAGUGAUUUAUUAAAAGCAUCACCGUUAUCAAAUGACAUUCAACUCUUAUGCGUAUCGUUCUGCAGUGCAGAAAAGUGUGCACUAAAAAUUGGCAUUGCACGCUCCAGCAUACAAGUGCUUAUGUGACACAAUCAGAGAGCACCAAAAAUUGACCUUUACAUAGACUUGUGUUUUCUGUACCCCUUUCUCAUUGGAAAAAAAAAAUGCAUGCUCUUUUUUGCAUAAAAGUUUCUUUAGUUGACUUGUGCACAGUGCGGCACCAUUUUAAAGAAACCUCGUAUGGACUGCAUUUGUGUACAAUUCCAAUAUGAAAACACCCUCUUUGCCUUUUUCUCCCCUUGUGUUCCACUGAAUAUAUUGCAUCCCCCUCCCCCUCCUGAAGAAAUCCUUUCAUCCUUGUUUGAAUAUCACUUUAACAUUAGGUGGGCAAAAUCCUGAAGAAUACCAAGGUUAUCGGGAUUAUAACAAAUCCUUCAAACAUUUGUCUUCCAUGAAAACCAUAUCUAAUUAAAUCAAUAUAUUCUACAUUUCCAAGUAGUCACAACGCUGGAGAUUUGCUUUGUCAUCUGCAUUCAUUUCAAAUCGCUUCUCAUCGCAAGAAAGUCCCGGAGCUGACACGUGCGCUCGUGCUUUUAUUUCCAGAGUUGCCAGAUUGGUUGAAUCGUCUGUUAACAAGAUUACCGGAUAGAAAGGAGAACCAAAUUAGUCACUUGUAAUUCUAUAGAAAUCUUGAGGCUUGAGAAUUUAAUGUGUCUUGGCAUCCACCUGUUAUUGAAAAAAAAGGUUGCGAACCUGAGUCACUGUUCGAUAGAUUUACCCAUCUGUCUAUCUUUCCCAAAACGUCCCCAAAGUUAAAGAUAAUUAUACGUUGUUAAAAAGUAUAUUCUCACGUUGUUUCUUUCAUGAAUUUCAGGUUCUUUGUGGCCCAGUUCAUCAUGUGAACUUGUGAAGUGAAACUGGUGUUCUUAUCAUGGAGAUAUAUAUUAAGAAUUCAUCAAAUGCAAUUUAAAUGUGUAUUGCAGGUUUUGCUAGUUUUGUGAAAGACCCCACUUGUUAUCAAAGGUUCAGUCAGGGUCUGUGCCUGCGAACUAUGUGAAUACUCCUCUUUUGAUUGUAAAAAAAAGAAGAAGACAGAAAAUCUCUUGUGAACAAAAUGGGAUCUAUUAAGGGCUUCCUGCCGGGAGAGAGAGAUACAACAAACCUUGUAAGUUGGCGUUUCCUCCCACCGAGCCAAUUAAGCCGACAAUGGGUUUUGACAACUGCGGUGGAUGCAGACAAUAGGCGGCAUGAGAUGCCACAUCGGGGGAGGCGGCGUGACUCGUCACAUUUUCCCUUCCCACAAGACGGGUUUGAGGACUGUUACAAAAAAGGACACCUCUCUUCUUUUUCUUCUCUAUUGUGGCUUUUGGGAGGAGGGGCUUCAGGGGUUGGAGUUUACAGAUCUUUUUAAGGUCCCAUGACAUGAUAAAAUCCCUCUCAAGCUUGGUUGCAAGCUGUAAUAUGAAUGGAAAAGACAGAAGAAAAAGAAACAAGGAAGAAAGGAGAAUGGAAGAACAGAUAAUUCAAUCUGGAACAAAAAAAGGGGGAAGGACAAAUAAUACCGGUAGGCGAGGGCAGGCAUGGAGGUACCUUUGACAUUUGGUUUUACAUGUAAUGUUCUCUUAUAAUGGUUUAUCUGUUUGAUGAGGAAGUUAAAAUUUUGUGGUGACAAAAUUUAAAACAUUAAUAUUAAUCAUAGACAACAUCCUUAAGAUUAUUUAAGUUGAAACUUGUUUUUGUUUGAUGUAUUGUAUUAUAGAUCUGUAAAUAUAAGUGUGCAUUCUUCUACAUGUGGGAUAAAUUGGGUAUGUUGCUAUUGUGUAUUAAAGCUCUGUACAGUUACUAUUAAAACAUUAUCAAUAUUUGAUAGAA
Molecule: messenger RNA, 6376 nt
Organism: Lytechinus pictus (painted urchin)
Lineage: Eukaryota; Metazoa; Echinodermata; Echinoidea; Temnopleuroida; Toxopneustidae
Product: cyclin-dependent kinase 2-associated protein 2-like
Exons: 4
Coding region: 308-859 (183 amino acids)
Cellular component (GO): nucleus; cytoplasm
Source: RefSeq, a predicted model, not a curated record